Messenger RNA from Closterium sp. Naga37s-1, 9630 nucleotides. NCBI's taxonomy places the organism in Eukaryota, Viridiplantae, Streptophyta, Zygnematophyceae, Desmidiales, Closteriaceae. The record is from the annotation of a GenBank genome assembly.
AUGCGCCCUGCGUUGCCGCACCUUUCCCCCACCUCGUACGCGCCACACCCUCCCUCCCCCUCUCCGCUCCUCUCGCCUCCCCCGCUCCUCCGCGCCCCUCCCUUUCCCCUCCGCCCCCUCUCUCCCCUCCUCCGCCCGACUUCCCCCACCCUUCCCCCUGCCACGCCGUCGUUCCUCCGACCAUCCGCGCAAUUCCCCCCAUCCGCGCAAUUCCCCGCGUCUCCGCCUCUCCUAGACACCACUUGCAAUCCCGUCAACGCCGCUCUUAACCCAUUUAACCAUCCCAACGCUCCACCCUCUCCCAACCCUUUCCCCUCUCCUCCCUCGCUCCGCCCUUCCUUCUCUCCUACCGCUCCCAACCCCUCCUUCUCUCCUAGACCAUGCCUCGCCCCUCGCACACCCUCAUGGAGCAGCGAGCUGGAAAGGCGAAGCGCAACGGUAGCAGCACCCGGCGCCGCCGCCGCUUCCGCAGCACCAGCAGCAGCAGAACCAGCAGCGGGAGGAGGAGGGGCAGGUGGCGCAGGAGGUGGGGGGGGAGGAGCAGAAGCAGGGGGGAAGGCGAGAAGCGGAGGGAGAGGCAGCAAGGCGGGAGGCGCGGAAACGCGUCGAGCCGUUGGGUUGUCCGAGCUGGCGAAGGGGAGGGGCGCAACUGGCACGAGGGGCGUGGGCGGCGGUGGCAGGACGGCGGCAGGGCAGCAGCGAGAGGGACAUGCCAAGGCGGCACCUUACGAGCAGCAGAGAUCGUGCCAAGAAAGCGUUGCUGCACCCGCACCUGCUGCACCUGCUGCACCUGCUGCUGCUGCUGCUGCUGCCGUGCCUGCUGCCACUCCUGCUGCGAGGGUGCUGUUCCAGCAGUCUGCUGUUGAGCCUGCUGCGCCCGUGCUCACUGCUUCUCCUGCCGUGGCUUCCCAGUCUCGAGGUGAAGCCUCCCCUCUCACGCGGAGAGAGCGCGACUCGCGGGGAGACCUAGACCUUUCCCCACAACUCACCCCUCGCUCGUCCCACCCGCCUUGCUCCCCCUACUCCCCCCGCUCUCCCCACACGCCUAACUCCCCCCACACCUCCCGCGCUUCCCCCACGCCCCGCUCCCCACUACGGUCCAUUACCCGUGAUCCACGCACCAACUCCCCCCUCUCCUCCCCACUCACUCCCCCCCAUCCUCACUCGCUCUUCUCUCCCACCACCACCCCUCCUCGCCCUCCCCUCCCCUCCCCCCUCUCCUCCUCCUCCUGCUCCACCCUCCCUGCUCCCCUCUCCUCUCCCCUGGGAUCUCCAGCACCGUCCCUCGCUCGCCGAGUCUCCACCUCAGCUUCGGCAGCAGGUUCGGCCCCAGCCUCUGGGAGGUCACCCACGCGGAGCUGGAAAGAACGGCCCGAACCGCCAGGUCCGGCACAAGGCCCGGGGUCAGGCCCGGCAUUGAGUAGGCUGAGCAGCAGCAGUAAGGAAGGGUGUGAUAACCGUAACGGUCACACCACCACAAGCAUCAACAGCAGCAGCGGUGGUGACACCACCACCACCAUCGCCACGACAAAGAGCAACAGCAGCGGUGUGAAGGCCGCAGGGUUCCCAUCGCUCCCGCGCCUGCGCAUGCGCACCCCUCUCUCUCACAGCAUGGACGCCCGCUCGCUCUCCCUCCUCCCCCUCUGCGCGCCCUCUGACGGGUCGAAGCCACGUGGCGCUGCUGAUUCAGCCAGUGGUGAUGGUGGUGGUGGUGGGUGUUAUCAUGACCAGCUGAAGCAGCUGAACCCAAACCAGCUGCUGCUGCAGGAGCAGCGAGAAGAGCAGCGGGAGGAGCAGUGUGAGGAGCUUAAGCAGGAGCCGAAGCUAUUCCAACACAAGCAGCAGCAGGAGGAAGAGAAGUGGGGGGAUUCGCACCAGCAGCAGCAGCAGCAGCAGCAGAGAAAGGGGCAGGGACAGCAGAAGCAGCAGGGGGAGGCUCGGGUGCGACGUGGCAGCGUGGCAGUGGACGGCAUGGGCGACUCGUUCCAGGAAUUCAGGAGCCUACGGCCAGCAGAGUUUGUCCUACGCCGCACAUACUCAGACGUCCACACCACCUAUACCAUCGACUACCAGGGAGCACCUCUUGGCACAGGGCAGUUUGGAGUCACCAGGAGGUGCUGGAGAAAGGGGAAGAAGGGGAUGAGGGGCUCAUCCCCUCAUGAGGGCACAGGGGAGGAGCUAGCGUGCAAGACGAUCGACAAGGCGAGCAUCAAGACGCAUGUGGAUGCGGAGGAUGUGAGGAAGGAAGUGGCGUGCUUGGAGCUGCUGGCCGGGCAUCCCACUGUUGUGACCAUCAAGGACGCGUUUGAAGAUGCUCAGGUCAGUCAUGGCUCGUGGCUCAUGACCCUCCCCUUCUGUUUCCUCCCCACCCAACAGCACGUGCACUUUGUCACAGAGCUCCUCACAUGCCGUCAUUCUUCCUCACACCUCCUCUCAUCCCUCCCCCAUCUCUCCUCCCCACCUCUCUCCACCCCACAGCACGUGCACAUCGUCACGGAGCUCCUAGCGGGCGGCGAUCUCUUCGACAGAAUCAGAUCGCUACGCCGCCUCUCAGAGCCCUCCGCUGCCCGCCUGUGCGCCGCCCUGAUCGAGGCCCUCCUGCACUGCCAUUGCCGGGGCAUCACGCACCGCGACAUCAAGCCCGAAAACAUCCUCCUUACAAGCCUCUCCUCCGACUCCGAUAUAAAGCUCAUCGACUUUGGCGUGGCAACAUCUUUCCAACGCGGCGUGCCGCUAACCGAUGCGGUCGGGACUCCAGAAUACAUGGCUCCGGAGGUGCUCAGGCAGAGUUACGGUCCGGAAGCAGAUAUAUGGAGCGCGGGGGUGGUGCUUUACGUGGUACUUAGCGGCGCGCCCCCGUUUUGGGGGUCUAAAAGCAAGUCGGUGGUGGAGAGGAUACUCAAGAAAGAGGUGGCGUUCAGAGGGGCCAAGUGGGAGGGCGUGUCGGAGGAGGCCAAGGACCUGGUUGCUCGCAUGCUGGUGAAAGAUGCAAGCAAGAGGAUCGGAGCUCUUGAGAUUCUCGCUCAUAAGUGGGCGGGCGUGUCGGAGGAGGCCAAGGACCUGGUUGCUCGCAUGCUGGUGAAGGAUGCAAGCAAGCGGAUCGGUGCUCUUGAGAUUCUCGUGUUGACUCCGAGUCGAGUUCAGCGGCUGGAAAACGGCCGUCGAAGAAAGCUUGCUGGCCGCAGCCGCAACUACAAUGCCGCACCAGGACGUGCAGGCCCGGGCCGAGCCGCGCCAACAGGCUCGGGAGCUGGCUCUUCCAAACCAAGCCAGGGUCGUCGUUUCCCGUCGCUCGCGCUGUACACGGCUCCUAUCGGGUACAACACGACCAUGACGGCUUUAAAGCACGCCGUGCUCUCGUGGCUGCGCCUCGCGCCGCCUCCCUACACUCCUCGUGUGUACUUAAUAGGCUCGCACCCGCUUAACUACUCCCGGCCGCACCCGUCGCUGGUUUGGCUGGCCAGGCAAUUCCCAAGGCACGUGCACGCUAUAGGAAGCGGGGAUUCCCGAGGGAAGGGUGUGAGGAAGGGGAGACGGGGGGGAAAUGGGGUAGGGGAGGGGGAAGGGGGGUACGAGGAAGUGGGGGAAGGGGAAUCGGCGGAAGCGGAUGGAGGGGGAGGGAUUACGGGGAAAGGGGGAAUGCAGGGGGGAGGUGUAGAUGUGACUUAUGACGGUGUGACAAAAAUGAAUUCGGUGUUUGCUCUGGCGAUGGGGGACAGGCGGGCGGAUGUAGCGGCGGUGAUAGACCCUGACGUGGUGCUGCUGGGGGAUGUGAUGGCGGCUGUAGCGCGGCUGACAUGGAUUCUCACCUCUUCUCUCUGGCGAGUUUCCUGGUUCCCCUUCGUUCUCGACAAUCUCCCCCCGGAAAUCCAGCCGGCCAAUCACAAGCCGCCAGCUGGCGUGGACGAGGCAGAGUGGGUGCUUCGCCAGCUGGCGUGGGCUAGCCAAAGGGGGGAUAGUACUAGUGAUGGCGGCAAGGGGAGGCAGGGGGGCGACAAGGGGAAAGAGCGAACUCGGAGGAAGGGGGAGGCAGAGGAGGGAGGGCAGGGAGUGGAGGGCAGGUGGGCGCACAGAAGAGUGUGGAACUGGAUGGGGGGCGUGGGGGGGAAGAGUGCAGCAGUGGAUCGGGGGAGGGGGCUUGGGGAAUAUGCAAUGGCCGAGCAUGACUUGGUGCAUGUGGUUGGUCGGUUGGGUAGGGAGGAGGGGAAGGUGGGAGGGGUCAGUAGGGAGGGUGUGGUGCAUGUGGUUGACGGCACGGGUGCUGCCUCUGCCAUCCGCAUUGACCCUCUGUAUGACUCGGUGAAAGAAGCCGAGCGGGCGAGGGGGGGUGUGGAGCAGAGUAGGGGAAUGGGGGAAAGUGAGGGGGAGAGGGGGCGGAGCGGGAGGUGGAUGGCGCUGCCAGCUGUGCAUGGUGCCACGUGGCAUGGGCAGGUGAAUGCGAUGCUGCUGCGAGGGGGAGUGGGGGAAUUGGGGGAGGAGGGGGGGGAGGGACGGCAGGAGGGAAGGGGGGAGGGACGGGGGAAGGAAGGGGCCGUUGGGGGUAUGAGAGAGGGAGCUGGAGGGGAGGAGGAGGGGGGGGAGGGGGGGGAGGGGGGAGAGAUUGCAUGGGAGUGGGAGAGGAUGGGUGGCGAGCCUACAGUGGCACAUAUGCGAUGGCAUCUGGUCAUGUGCCAUGGGCCCGAAGCAUUAGGUGCUCUCGUGGCACAUAUGCGAUGGCAUCUGGUCAUGUGCCAUGGGCCCGAAGCAUUAGGUGCUCUCGUGGCACAUAUGCGAUGGCAUCUGGUCAUGUGCCAUGGGCCCGAAGCAUUAGGUGCUCUCGUGGCACAUAUGCGAUGGCAUCUGGUCAUGUGCCAUGGGCCCGAAGCAUUAGGUGCUCUCGUGGCACAUAUGCGAUGGCAUCUGGUCAUGUGCCAUGGGCCCGAAGCAUUAGGUGCUCUCGUGGCACAUAUGCGAUGGCAUCUGGUCAUGUGCCAUGGGCCCGAAGCAUUAGGUGCUCUCGUGGCACAUAUGCGAUGGCAUCUGGUCAUGUGCCAUGGGCCCGAAGCAUUAGGUGCUCUCGUGGCACAUAUGCGAUGGCAUCUGGUCAUGUGCCAUGGGCCCGAAGCAUUAGGUGCUCUCGUGGCACAUAUGCGAUGGCAUCUGGUCAUGUGCCAUGGGCCCGAAGCAUUAGGUGCUCUCGUGGCACAUAUGCGAUGGCAUCUGGUCAUGUGCCAUGGGCCCGAAGCAUUAGGUGCUCUCGUGGCACAUAUGCGAUGGCAUCUGGUCAUGUGCCAUGGGCCCGAAGCAUUAGGUGCUCUCGUGGCACAUAUGCGAUGGCAUCUGGUCAUGUGCCAUGGGCCCGAAGCAUUAGGUGCUCUCGUGGCACAUAUGCGAUGGCAUCUGGUCAUGUGCCAUGGGCCCGAAGCAUUAGGUGCUCUCGUGGCACAUAUGCGAUGGCAUCUGGUCAUGUGCCAUGGGCCCGAAGCAUUAGGUGCUCUCGUGGCACAUAUGCGAUGGCAUCUGGUCAUGUGCCAUGGGCCCGAAGCAUUAGGUGCUCUCGUGGCACAUAUGCGAUGGCAUCUGGUCAUGUGCCAUGGGCCCGAAGCAUUAGGUGCUCUCGUGGCACAUAUGCGAUGGCAUCUGGUCAUGUGCCAUGGGCCCGAAGCAUUAGGUGCUCUCGUGGCACAUAUGCGAUGGCAUCUGGUCAUGUGCCAUGGGCCCGAAGCAUUAGGUGCUCUCGUGGCACAUAUGCGAUGGCAUCUGGUCAUGUGCCAUGGGCCCGAAGCAUUAGGUGCUCUCGUGGCACAUAUGCGAUGGCAUCUGGUCAUGUGCCAUGGGCCCGAAGCAUUAGGUGCUCUCGUGGCACAUAUGCGAUGGCAUCUGGUCAUGUGCCAUGGGCCCGAAGCAUUAGGUGCUCUCGUGGCACAUAUGCGAUGGCAUCUGGUCAUGUGCCAUGGGCCCGAAGCAUUAGGUGCUCUCGUGGCACAUAUGCGAUGGCAUCUGGUCAUGUGCCAUGGGCCCGAAGCAUUAGGUGCUCUCGUGGCACAUAUGCGAUGGCAUCUGGUCAUGUGCCAUGGGCCCGAAGCAUUAGGUGCUCUCGUGGCACAUAUGCGAUGGCAUCUGGUCAUGUGCCAUGGGCCCGAAGCAUUAGGUGCUCUCGUGGCACAUAUGCGAUGGCAUCUGGUCAUGUGCCAUGGGCCCGAAGCAUUAGGUGCUCUCGUGGCACAUAUGCGAUGGCAUCUGGUCAUGUGCCAUGGGCCCGAAGCAUUAGGUGCUCUCGUGGCACAUAUGCGAUGGCAUCUGGUCAUGUGCCAUGGGCCCGAAGCAUUAGGUGCUCUCGUGGCACAUAUGCGAUGGCAUCUGGUCAUGUGCCAUGGGCCCGAAGCAUUAGGUGCUCUCGUGGCACAUAUGCGAUGGCAUCUGGUCAUGUGCCAUGGGCCCGAAGCAUUAGGUGCUCUCGUGGCACAUAUGCGAUGGCAUCUGGUCAUGUGCCAUGGGCCCGAAGCAUUAGGUGCUCUCGUGGCACAUAUGCGAUGGCAUCUGGUCAUGUGCCAUGGGCCCGAAGCAUUAGGUGCUCUCGUGGCACAUAUGCGAUGGCAUCUGGUCAUGUGCCAUGGGCCCGAAGCAUUAGGUGCUCUCGUGGCACAUAUGCGAUGGCAUCUGGUCAUGUGCCAUGGGCCCGAAGCAUUAGGUGCUCUCGUGGCACAUAUGCGAUGGCAUCUGGUCAUGUGCCAUGGGCCCGAAGCAUUAGGUGCUCUCGUGGCACAUAUGCGAUGGCAUCUGGUCAUGUGCCAUGGGCCCGAAGCAUUAGGUGCUCUCGUGGCACAUAUGCGAUGGCAUCUGGUCAUGUGCCAUGGGCCCGAAGCUGCAGCAUUAGGUGCUCUCGUGGCACAUAUGCGAUGGCAUCUGGUCAUGUGCCAUGGGCCCGAAGCAUUAGGUGCUCUCGUGGCACAUAUGCGAUGGCAUCUGGUCAUGUGCCAUGGGCCCGAAGCAUUAGGUGCUCUCGUGGCACAUAUGCGAUGGCAUCUGGUCAUGUGCCAUGGGCCCGAAGCAUUAGGUGCUCUCGUGGCACAUAUGCGAUGGCAUCUGGUCAUGUGCCAUGGGCCCGAAGCAUUAGGUGCUCUCGUGGCACAUAUGCGAUGGCAUCUGGUCAUGUGCCAUGGGCCCGAAGCAUUAGGUGCUCUCGUGGCACAUAUGCGAUGGCAUCUGGUCAUGUGCCAUGGGCCCGAAGCAUUAGGUGCUCUCGUGGCACAUAUGCGAUGGCAUCUGGUCAUGUGCCAUGGGCCCGAAGCAUUAGGUGCUCUCGUGGCACAUAUGCGAUGGCAUCUGGUCAUGUGCCAUGGGCCCGAAGCAUUAGGUGCUCUCGUGGCACAUAUGCGAUGGCAUCUGGUCAUGUGCCAUGGGCCCGAAGCAUUAGGUGCUCUCGUGGCACAUAUGCGAUGGCAUCUGGUCAUGUGCCAUGGGCCCGAAGCAUUAGGUGCUCUCGUGGCACAUAUGCGAUGGCAUCUGGUCAUGUGCCAUGGGCCCGAAGCAUUAGGUGCUCUCGUGGCACAUAUGCGAUGGCAUCUGGUCAUGUGCCAUGGGCCCGAAGCAUUAGGUGCUCUCGUGGCACAUAUGCGAUGGCAUCUGGUCAUGUGCCAUGGGCCCGAAGGAGGAGAAGUGGGAAGGGGGCCAGGGGAGGGCCUGGAGGGAGGAAAGGGACGGGAGGGUGGGGGCGAGAGCGGACGAGGCAAGGAAGAGGAGGUAGAGGUGGUGCGGGCACGGGGGUUAGAGGAGGUGGUGGGGGAGGUGGCAGAUGGCAACAAGGCGGUGGUGCUUGUGGCGGUCACUCACCACUACGCCUCCAUGCUUCUCAGCUUCGCUUGCAUGCUCCGCCGUCUCUCAGUGUCCAACCUGCUGGUAGCAGCUCUAGACCCCACCGCCUACCGCAUCGCUCUCCUGCACUCCCCUCCUUUGCCCAACCUGCUGGUAGCAGCUCUAGACCCCACCGCCUACCGCAUCGCUCUCCUGCACUCCCUCCCUGUCUUCUACGACAACAUCACCACCACUGCUGCAGCAGCAGCAGCGGCGCUAUCACCAGGGUCACACGGACCAGGGGGGGAUGACGCAGGGCCAGAGGCGUGUCCGUUCAACAGCCACUGCUUCCGGCACUACACGAAGCUCAAGAGCCGCGCCGUGCUGCGGGUGCUGCGGCUGGGCUAUGCCGUGCUGUGGAGCGAUGUGGACGUGGUGUGGUUUGAGAACCCGAUGCCGCUGCUGUGGCAGUAUGGACAGGGGGUGCUGGCGAUUCAGAGCAAUGAGCCCGACCCCUCACUCCCACCCAACGCCAUACGGCGCAUCAACAGCGGAUUCUACCUCGCUCGCCCCGACCCCCUCACCAUCGCUGCACUCACCGCUGUGGUGAAGCAUGCGGCCCACUCACGGCUGUCGGAGCAACCUUCCUUUUAUGAUGUUCUCUGUGGGGAGCACGGGGAAAGGCGGGUGGGCUCUGACGCGUGCCAGUGGACCAAUGGCCUGAGAGUAGUCUUCCUGCCACGUCAGCAGUUUCCAAACGGGGCAGUUUACCAGCUGUGGGGGGCCAGGGAAGGAGAUGCUGGCAGUGGACAAGGGGAGGUGUUAUCUGGUGCUGAUGGCCAGGGGGAGGUGGUAUCUGCUGGGAGUGCGAGUGCGAGGGAGGAGUGUGAAAGAAGAGGCGCGGCGGAGGUGCGACUAGACGCCGCGUUGCAGCGACUCCGCGCGCUCGACUCGAGCGUGCGACCGUCGUCCAUCGUCGCCGUCGGGGACGCCCUCCCGAUCGGCGCCGAUGCAUCCUUCCUCAGGGGGCACGGCACGAGGGAGGGCGAGGAGGGGCAGGUGUGCGCGACGGUGUGCGGCGUGGUGAAGCGCAUCAACCGUCUGCUCUCCGUGCAGCCACUCAAAACCUGGUACGUGGCGCAAACAGGAGACGUGGUGGUGGGGCGCGUGACAGAGCUCGCCCCCAAGCGGUGGAAGCUGGCUGUGGGUUCGGCGCAUGAAGCACAGCUCAUGCUCUCCGCUAUCAACCUGCCGGGGGGAGCGCAGAGGCGGCGCACAGCAGUGGAUGAGUUGAAUAUGAGGAACAUCUAUGUGGAGGGGGACCUAGUCACGGCGGAGGUGCAGAGUGUGUUUCACGAUGGAUCAGUGGUGCUGCACACUCGUAGCGAUAAAUAUGGCAAGUUGUCAGGAGGUUUGCUCGUACACGUCCCCCCGUACCUCGUACGCCGGCUCAAGCAGCAUUUCCACAUGCUCUCGCCCUCCGGCCCACUCCUUGUCUUUGGCUGCAACGGCUGGCUAUGGGUGGGCCAACCGCCUCCCUCCACCUCCUCAUCCGGCUCACCUGGGACCCAGGGUGAAGGGGCUAGCGGGGGUGUUGGUGGCGGUGCUGGUGGGAAAGGUGCGGCUGAGACGGUUGUGGGUGUGGAGGAGCGGGAGAGGAUUUGUCGAGUGGCGGCGGCGAUUCGGGCACUAGAGAGGGGAGGUUUGGCGGUUGAUCCGCCGGCGCUGGCGAGAGUGGUGGAGUGGAGCGUUGCAAUGGGCGUGUCGGUGGCGGAAAUGGGCGAUGAGGAUUUUGUUGCGACUGUUGUGGAAAAGGAGGUGGAGAAGAGGGAGGCGGAUGCGGCGGAAGGGAGCUGA